AUGCAUAAAACCAUACUCUCUCUUUCUUUCUUUCUUUCUUUCUUUCAUUCUUUCUUUCUUUCUUUCUUUCUUUCACUUUCUCCUUCCGUUUUUCAUCUCUAUUUUCCUUCUUUUAUUUUUUCUCCCUUCCAUCUGAUCGACAAUCACUUAUUUUUUUCUUUCUUCUUUCCUUUUCGCACCUUUAUUGCGUUCUUUCUUUCUUUUUACUUACCGUUCAAUCUUGUCUUUUUCUAUCUUUCUUACUUUCUUUUCUUUCUUUCUUUCUUUCUUUCUAGUUGGUAUUCUUUCUUCUUUUCUUUCUUUCUUUUUAGUUGCCUCGGUGUUCUUUCUUUCUUUCUUUCUUUCUUUCUAUCUUUCUUUCUUUCUUUCUUUCUUUCUUUCUUUCUUUCUAGUCGGCGUUCUUUCUUUCUUUCCUUCUUUCUAGUCGGUGUUCUUUCUUUCUUUCUUUCUUUCUUUCUUUCUUUCUUCUUCUUUUCAGCGUUCUUUUUCUUUCUUUUUUUUGUUACCGUUCAAUCUUUUUUCUUUUUAUUUUUUUCUAUCUUUCUUUCAUUCUUUUUUUCUUUCUUUCUUGCUUUCUUUCUUUCUUUCUUUCUCAUUUUUUCUUUCGAUUUUCUUUCUUUCUUUGUUUUACGUUCUUUCUUUCAAUCUUUCUUUCUCGUUCGAUUUACUUCCUUGUUUUUCUUUCUUUUUUUCUUUCUUUCUUUUUUUCUUUCUUUCUUUCCUUCUUUCUUUUUUUUUCUUUCUUUUUUCUUUCUUUCUUUUUUCUUUCUUUCUUUUUUUCUUUCUUUCUUUUUUCUCUCUUUCUUUCUUUCUUUCUUUCUUUUUUCUUUCUUUUUCGAACUCCUGUCUACCUUAAUUUUUUAUCCUCUUUUAUUUUCUCUCAAUAUUUUUCUUCAAUCAUUUUUUUUUUUUUUCGCUUGCUCUUCUCUCCUUUUUGCGAUUUGUUUAUCAUUUUCUUUCUUUUUUUCUUUCUUUCUUUCUUCCUUUUUUCUUUUUACCUUUCUUCUUUCCGUUUUUUCAUUCUUUCCGGGCCAAAUUCCCAAAUUCUCUGUAAUCCAUUUAUUCUUUCCUUAUUCCCUCUCACAAAAUUCCCCAACGAACUCUGCUCAAUUAUUUGUCCUUUUUCAACUUCCAUCCAUUUCCAUCCCCCCUCCUCCAUUCAUUUCUGAUUUUUUUUUCAGCAUCCUUUUUAUUCUUCCUUUCGAUUCUCCUUCCGGCAUUUCACUCCUGAGUUCUUUCUUUUUUUACUUACUUUUUCCGUCUCAUAUCUCUCCUAAUUUGGUUUCGUCCAUUUUUUCUUCUUUCCGCUUAUCCAUUCAUUUUUCUUUCUGCUGCAUAAUUUUUUUAUAUCAUUCUGCCAUAUUAUUUUUUCCUCCAUUUUUAUUUUUCUUCGACUGUGGUCAGGCCCAAAUCACUUGA
This is a messenger RNA of Acanthosepion pharaonis, 1419 nucleotides long. The record is from the annotation of a GenBank genome assembly. Lineage: Eukaryota; Metazoa; Mollusca; Cephalopoda; Sepiida; Sepiidae.